Molecule: messenger RNA, 1948 nt
Organism: Olea europaea var. sylvestris
Lineage: Eukaryota; Viridiplantae; Streptophyta; Magnoliopsida; Lamiales; Oleaceae
Exons: 7
Coding region: 158-1336 (392 amino acids)
Source: RefSeq, a predicted model, not a curated record
AGCAAAGAGAGACCAGCGGCCAAGGUUUUCUUCAUCCACAUUACGCUAAAAAUUGGGGGAGAGGCUAAAGGGGAGACAUACUCAUCAGCCCCAUGGUGCCAAUUUAUCUUGUGUUGCAGUGAUUUCUACUCAACUUCCUCGUCAACAAAAUUGCACUAUGGGUCCAGAGAGAGAGCUUAAAAAAAGAUCAGAAACAAAUAUGGAGGCUGAAGCUAGUAAGGCUUGUGGAAAUUUUGAUCAAGAACUCGAAGAUAAACUUUUGAAGUUUACAGUCAACCAUGAGGAUAUCCAGAAAAUGGAAACUCCCUUGGUUGAGCAAACUGAGGAAGCUGAUGUGGAAGUCGAUGUAACGGAGUGUACAAAUUCUGGUGGCAAUGGAAUCUCUGAGGUGGAACACCACGAUACAACUGAAAACUCAAGUUCUUUUGAUGACAGUGAUUCUGAAAUCGAGAAUGCUAAUAUUGAAGUGUCACAUUUUCAUGAUGGAGCUCCAUCAGGACUGGAUUUUGAUGGAUUUGGUGAAAUAUUUAGGAUGGGGAAGAAAAAAGUGACAACUCAUUGGAGGUCAUUUAUUCAACCUCUUGUGUGGCGUUGUAAAUGGGCUGAAUUACAAAUUAAGAAGUUCCAGUCUCAAGCACAAGAAUAUGACAGAAAACUUGCAGAAUAUACACAACAAAAGCAGCUGCAAUCUCAGAACUUGACAUUGGAAGAUGGUGUGAAAUCAUUCCCUUUCUCCUGUAACAAUGUGAGAAGUAAGGUCCUCAAGCGUAAGAAAAGAAGAACUGAAGAAACAACAGAUGUAGCAGCGUAUAUGUCACGUCAUAGCCUUUUUUCUUAUUAUGAUAAUAAGAAGUCUUUCACUGAGGUUGCUGUGAUGGAAGAUGACUGGAGAAAUCCAGCAAUAGCUACUGAGAGAAUCAACUUUGAUGAUGACUUUUGGGCAAACGAUGAAAUGCAAUGGCUUGAGUCCAGAGACAGUGUUAAUUCCUGGGAACAUAUACUUAGGAAGAUUGGAUAUUUACAGUCACAAGUUGCCCAGAUGAAGAGUAGAGUUGACAAGGUAAUGAGUGAAGAUGUAGGGAAGUAUUCUUCCGCAGAUGACUUGAGCCUUCUUAUGCCAUCUAAUGCUUUGAUUGGUUCUCCUCGAAACACUGCUUCUCUUUCAAACAAUGGGGACAGAAUGCCUGUAGGAAGUUAUAUUACAUCUCAGCUUCUAUCGGAGUACAAUAUGGGUGACAUUGUUAAGCGUGAAACUUCAGGUUUAAGCCUUGGAGAUCUUCCUGAUGUAAUUGAAAGCACUGAUCAGUCCGUUCUUGGAGAUUUGUGCAAAACUUGAAACACCAAGAAAAUGCGUAGAAGUGAUUUUGGCUGAAGAUUAUCUGCUUAUUGAUAAUACGAGAGUGAAGGAAGAGAUGAAUAAUUUCGAGGAAGUCGAGAUUCAGGCUAUCCAAAAGCCUUUGGUACUGAAUGAUGGGUCAGGUAGCACCAUCCCUCCACUUCCUGCAGACGCUGAUCAGGCCAAUGAUGAUCAACCACCACCAAAACUGCGUUCUAUUUCAAAGCUAACUGCUCCUAAAACCAGAAGGAAGAGGGGAAAACGAAAAGGUUCUGGUCAGUGGAAACGAAGAUCCUCAGAUUAGAUGCCUAAUAUUUGGUGACAGUAUUUUCUCUCAGAUCAAAAAGUUUGGAAGACACAGGAUAUUGAUGUUAAUUGCCUUUGUGACCGAAGAAAUUUGUUGAGUGUACUUCAACCUACCAAAAGAUCCACAUCUUGUCUCCUUGGAAAUGACAGUAUACAAUUCUCCUUUCUAGUAUGUACGUGCCGAAGUUGCUCUAUCUUGCUGUGUAUAUCUGUUGGUAAAUAUGAAUGCUUGAUGAAAUUAAACAAUUGCGAAUAGUUUCCAUAGACAUGGAAAAUUUUCUGAAUAAUAAAUUACAUUUAUUUGCA